Pterocles gutturalis (yellow-throated sandgrouse) is the source of this 1107-nucleotide messenger RNA. Its product is annotated as mastermind-like protein 1. Gene Ontology annotation, cellular component: nucleoplasm. Lineage: Eukaryota; Metazoa; Chordata; Aves; Pterocliformes; Pteroclidae. The annotation marks the transcript as partial. Gene Ontology annotation, biological process: positive regulation of transcription of Notch receptor target. The record is from RefSeq and is a predicted model, not a curated record. The transcript is spliced from 2 exons. Gene Ontology annotation, molecular function: transcription coactivator activity.
GAAAAACAGCGGCAGCAGCAAGAGCAACAGCUACAGCGGCAUCUGACGCGACCACCUCCUCAAUAUCAGGAUCAACCGCAGAAUCCGUACCAGCAACAGGUUGGACAGUUCACAGGGUCAUCUUCAGCCAUGCCUGGGGUUAGUAAUUUAGGACAGUCCAGCUCCAGUAGUCCGCGGAUGUUUCCUCAGACCCAGAACAUGAUUCAGAUGGGACCUGGACACAGUUCUGUUCCUCCACUCCAGUCGGGCUCCAGUCAGCAGGAUCGGGGAGUGACUCAAUAUACCAAUAUGCAAAAUAUUCAGCGAGGGGGAUUAUACAACUUGGCGUCCGGUAUGACACAGAUGGUUCCCCAGCAUGCAACUCAAAGUGCCAAUGGACAGCCACCGAUGCAGAGACAAGGCACCUUGGGCCAGGGUGCUGCCGUUCCUGCUGCCUAUGGGCAGAAUACCUUAGCAAACUCAAGUAUUUCUCAGCAGCACAAUAAGGGUGCACUGAAUCCAACCUUAUCUAAGCCACAGAUGGCAAGAGUACCAGCUGCUAUGGGGGCUCAAAAUCCAUCUUGGCAACACCAAGGUAUCCCUAAUAUUAAUAACCAGACGCAAGCAAACAGUGGCUUAGGACCAUUUACUGCCAGCUCCUCUUUCCACAUGCAGCAAACUCAUCUAAAGAUGGCCAACCAACAGUUUGCCCAAGGAAUGCCUCAGGUAAGCCUAAGCACCAGCAGACCGAUGACCUCUAUGAACGCUGCCGUCUCUGGGCAGAUGUUGUCGUCAUCUUUAGGCGCACAGCAGCGGACAAACCCACCUACGCAACAGCAGGUAUCCUCACAGCAAGUCUUGCCUGGCAUGAACCAGACUGUUCCAGAUCUGAAUGCUUUCAACCAGAAUCCAAAUCAGCAAAUGCCCAACAGAGGUAAUCUGCACUGUAGUCAAGGGUACCCUGUGAGGACAACCAGUCAAGAGCUGCCUUUUGCCUACAGCAGCCAGUCGGGCAAUAAUGGACUUCAGAACUUAACUGGUGACACAGAUCUGAUAGACUCUUUGCUGAAAAACAGGACUUCAGAGGAGUGGAUGAAUGAUUUGGAUGAGUUGUUAGGAACUCAUUAA